Molecule: messenger RNA, 5086 nt
Organism: Lineus longissimus
Lineage: Eukaryota; Metazoa; Nemertea; Pilidiophora; Heteronemertea; Lineidae
Exons: 3
Coding region: 195-2783 (862 amino acids)
Cellular component (GO): cytoplasm
Source: RefSeq, a predicted model, not a curated record
UCCUGGGAAAUCCCAAAAACGCCAUCAGUGCAUUUAUGCCAGAGAAAGUUCUUGUUUUAUCGGUUUUUUUCAUCAUGAUAUCGAAAUAACACCUGGUUGAGAAGAAAGAUGAUAAUUUAAAGAUCCUCAAGUUAUCAUAACUAGUCUUAUUUCUAGUGCAUUUGCUUCAUUAGUGACUCAGGACAGGGAAAAUAAUGAAUGAAAAGGCAGUCGACAGGAACCAAAUUAGAGAGGACAGAAUAAGUCCGGAGUUUGUGCUCUCCCAGUACUCGGCCGUUUUGAAGACGCUGAAGGAUGAGGAGAUGCCCGAGGCUCGGACAUCCCUCGCAGGCCUCAUCCGACAACUGAUUUAUGUCACCCCACCCGAGAAGCGAUUCUUUAGUAACUACGUUGCUCGCUGUUUAUCACAAUGUUCCCAGGACGAGCAGGAUCUUGAGAGGAUCAAGGAAUCUUUUCAUCAUCUUCAGACGUAUUGUGAGAACCUCGUGAAAAUGUUUUGGAAGAAGGAGGUCAAAAUUAUCAAGCGGCACACUGGUUUAUAUAAGAAUCUACUGGACGUACUAUCAGAUGUUGACCGGUGUAUGGAAGACAUUGGCUACUACCAUGAUCACCAGACGGACACUCUCGUAUUAAAAAGCCAUGAUAUUUUAGAUAUGGAAAAAGUCAUGAAACUAGGCUUUGAUUGGUUCAUGACGCAAGUGAUACUCCAGUUCUUAGAAGAUGUAUAUUGUGAUUUAAAACACGAUGGUUAUUCAUGGAAACAAGUUACUAAGGAUGGUAUUCGUUUUGUCGGGACUGAACAAGAAUGUUUGAAAUGGUUCCGGGAUAAUGUUCCAUCAGAAACUGAUCCGUUACGAACUGGUUCCGAAAAGAGACUGAAGCGUGUAAACCAUAGUGAAACAAAUGGUAGAGGUGCUACAGGAGAUUUGUAUGUAAAUAUGAAAGGUGCUACCGGGGUUCGAUUACCCCACGAGGGGUUAGAUCCUUCGUAUAACAACGUUGAAAAAUGGCUGAAAGAUAGCUUGAGUAAUGGUCAGGAUUAUCAUCGGCGGCGAAUUGAGCAACAUAAAGAAGCUGCCAAGAUGGCACAACGGGAAGAGGAACAGAGGCGGAAGUAUAGCGACAUGAAAAAAUAUCACCAACCUAGUGCAGUGACAGGUCCAUAUGGAGAAAAACUCAAAUUUGAUCCGAUUGAUGACGAUGUUGAGAAAACUAGGGUUGUGAAAACGUCGCCGAAUAUGAGGAAAAAGGUUGCAGAAAAACGAGAGGAGUUACCCGUGGCAGUUCCAAAAUCUUACACAAGGGAUAGGAGAUGUGUAAAUAAUGCUGGGGCUUCCAGUUCUGCAGUGAGUAAUGGCAGAACCAGCUCGCGUGGGACAUCCAGUCAGGAAUCAAAGAAAAGUGCUAUGGACGUUCCCAGUGAUAGAGCAGAUUAUAAUAAAUUUCUUGAAGAAGGUACUUUCACUUUGGAUGAUGAAAAUGAGGACCUGUAUAGUGAUAUGCGGCCCACUUCAAAUAAGCUGCCCUUAAAAACGGAGUCGUUUGUGAUGGUAGAUAGGAAAGGUGUCAAGCUGGAGAGUCAUAGGCAGGCAGCGCGACCAUUGUCUGCUGUACAUACGCAUCUGUUUGCGCGUGAAACUGGGUUAAGAGAUGGUUUGGAUACUAGCAAAGGGAACCAUAAUUCUGGUACUUUCGGACGUAAGGCAAAUGUACCUGAUGUCUACAGCAUGCACGGCACGCAGGAAGACCACAUGAAGAAUAGUCUGAAUGCAUUAGGACUUGAGUCUGGGGCGAGUAGCAUGGAUUGCGGGUUCGAUGAAUGGGUCAAAGAUUACAGAGAACGCGAUGAAGCUGCAGAAGAAAAUAAACAUCUUGAUCUUGAUUGGGGACGGUAUAAGAACUUAGAGUCUGCUGCACAGGAUUAUCUUGGAAACAAAAUUGAGACGUCUGCCCCAGAAGGAAAAAGCCUAUUUGAUUUUGACAUUCCAUCCAUGGAUAUCCGGCGUCCUCCAGGUGCAUCUGAUCUUGGCAUCGACGAAACACCGCUCACAGGAAAAUUUUCAAAGUUUGAUAUCAACGUUCAAAGUGAUGGGAAUUGUCGCCAUGCGAAACCUGUGGACCCUUCUAUUGGUCUGAUGGCACGAUCUGUCUCAUUGUCGGAGAGACCAAGUGAUACAAAAAGGCCUGCUUCCUCAAGGAAUUCAGUUCACUUGUCCAUGAGUGAUGCACCAGUAUCUAGAGCUGGUCAGUUCCCUUCCUAUAGGAAUGAUUCAAACCGGAGGGCAACUCUGGCUAGUCAAGCAGUCGGUGCAGACUUCACUCGACCAGAAUAUGCACAGAUUUUAAAGGAUAGCAUUAGCAUGAGAGGAGCAAAAAGGAAUUCAAUCCCGAAUCGCAACAUGGUGACAACGUCACUGACGAAUGACUUAAAGCAAGACCGAGAACUAUCUCAGAAAUAUAACACACUUCCCUCAAGUAGUUCUGUCUGGAAAUGCAAUAACUGUGAUAAGAUCAAUGUUGGUUCUCGAAGUGAUAUUUGCGAGCACUGUAUGCGGGGACGGGAGUAUAUUCCCAAGUGGCAAUGCCAGGACUGUACGUUCCUUAAUCCCGCUAAUUCAAACGUGUGCCAUGUGUGUGGUAAGAGUCGCACCAAGGGUUCAGAGAAGACGUCCCUUCAACUUCUUGGGCGCGAGUGUUCAAAAUGUACCUACAUUAAUUCUACUGAUGCAAAGAAGUGUGAAAUUUGUCAGGAACCACUAAUAGUGUACGCUGUCCAUAUCUAAACCUGAUUUGCAUGUAAGUGUCAGAAAAGCCUAUAAUAAUCUUGAACAUACAUUUGCAAGCUAUUGGUGUGCUGUCUACAUUAGCUUAGCAGAGCUAACGUCUCGAUAACACUAUUCUAUUGCUUGAUCAAAAUAAGUUUGUGUUCAGCUAAUAUCACUAUGUUACUGAGGUAUUUAGUAUUUGCUCUGCCAUAAAUUCAUUCUGUUUGUUUGUUUAUCGAUGUUGGUCCUACCUACUACUUUAACCUAGCCUGUUGCCCACACAUGAUUAUUAUGUAUCAUCAUCUGAUUGAUAUUGUACUUUCAUAUUGCGGUAAUCCCAUAAUUUCUUUACCUUGAUAAAUCUAUGAUACAUGUUAAGGGUUCUUUCACCUGGAGGGAAGCUUAUUAGUAUUACUUCACUAUUGCAAUUUUCAAUUCUAUUUACCUGAGCCACACAAAAGUACCAUGUACACAAACAGCGUCGUCCUUUAUGAGAGAUGCAGGAGUAGAAAAAAUCCAUGCUGACUUGUACUUACUGCAUGGCCUCUAUCGAGGGUGUUUCUGAUAUGUUGGCUCCUGAUGGAGUUAUUAGUAAUCCUGAUGCUUCUUAAAUCGAUUAUCGGUAUCAGACGUUUGAUGUAUGCUUGUAUUAUAACUAUGUCCCCCUAAUAAAGUAAAAGAUAGCUUUACGUGUGGAUAUAUCAUUGUUUUCUCUAAAUGUAGGCAGCAAAGGCAUUGCCCUGGUGGUUCUAUAAUAUUGCCUUCAUGCCCACAGCAAAUGUUUGACUUGACAAAGUGCAAAUAUGACCUUCUUGCCUCGUGAGAUGGCUUCGAUACCCACUAAUAUGCAAUGAAAACAAGGCAAUUCAUAAGCUUGAAAAGCUGAUUGAUUCCCAUUCCAGAACUCAAGACAGAUUAUGGCUGGUUGGUUGAAAUAAGUCAUGAGUUUUAGUGUCGAACAAUGGCAUAAUUCUACCGCUCUGUUCCACUAAAAACACCUUCAAACUAGAUUCCCAUUGAGGUGGAGAAUUCGAUCUGACUGACCAGUUUGAGCCAACCUCUCAAAUCCUUUAAAAGUUUGCUAUUCUGCCACGCAUUCCUAAAUGUUCAUGACUGUUGAUGCCAGACAUCUCAAAAUGGUUGAAGGCCAUCUCAAACAGUUCAAAGAUUGCAGUGGGAAAGUGCCAUUUGUCGUGUUAGAAGAUGUAAUGUGCUUAGGCAGAUUACGAUCCCUCCCUUGGUACAUAAUUUAGAAACCUGACUUGCUCAUGGUCAGUAGCUGAGGGCUUGAGCACCAGAUAUUUGCGAGCAGGAAGGAUGUAUUCUGCUUUUGUACUUUUGGUGUUGGUUGCAGCAGUCUCUGGGGUAAGUCUGAGCUUCCCUGAUGAAUACCUUCGCAUAUUCUGUCAUUUCCUGAAGGUCGCCCACUUAAGGACUGAACAUUUUUAAAAUCAUCGAAGCAUUCGAAUUUUUGGAUCCUUGCUCUGAUCAUGUUCGUUGAGGUGGAAUGCAUUGACAGAGACUCGUCAGUUUGGAAGCUGCUGACCAUUGUUUAUUUGCGAUGAAAUCCAGCUUUUCGGCAAAAACAGGCAUAGUUGUGACUCUGUUUUUCCUGCAGGCCAGCAGUUGCGCAAGUGAUUCUGAAUGCGGAGCAAAUGAAUGCUGUUACCAAAACUCGAUGCAGCACACGUUGAUGAGCAAGAGAAGGCGUGAAGCAAAAAUUGUCUUCCCUAGUGGUUUAUUCCUGGCAAAUGGUAAACAAUCUCCUUGUUUGUUACACUUAUAACCCCCCCCCCAUACAGGGUGAACCUUAAAAAACAAUGCACAAACUUAAGGGGCUGUGAUUGUUUUUGUAUGAUGAAGAAAUUUUGUCAUUUUGUUUCGGUUUCCCUUUUUGCAAACCCUUUGCUAUUGUGAAAAAAUUCAUCUACCUUCUGCUGAUAAUGAUACCUACUCUCUGGGCAUAUUUAUAGGUUGUUUGCUGUGACCUUGUGACGCGACACACACAAAAUGAACCUUUGUUUUGCUUAUUGGAUGUUCCUAUUGGUUGUACCAAGGAAUGUGCGGCGGAGACAGAAAAUGGAAGCAAUGCCACAAAUUCACAAGGAAACAGCCUAUAGAUACGUAUCCAAAGCACUUGUAUUCCCUUAUUACAGGUUAUUGCAAGCCGAAAGGAGGUGAGGGAGAUGACUGUUCCACCACUUGGGGUUUCGGAGGCUCAUGUGGUUGUGCCGAUGGCCUUUUCUGCUCACUACACAGGAUGCCAAAUAUUUGGGAGCCAACCAACAGACUACUUGUGAUGCCCCGCUACUGCAUUCGUA